UAGCACGUAUGGACCAAGGUUUAUUAUUCCUGGUGUAGAGUAAUUAGCACCCUGCAGAACGACACAUUAUCAUCAUCAUUAUCAUUCAGUUUCAUCCAUAAUACUUCUUCACUAACCGUUCUCGCUGACCUCGCGUUUUGUUGCUGUCCGUCCAUGGUGAAAGAGAGUUGACAAAACAACCAUGUCUGGAAUCAAGAGGAAAAUUGAAGACAAUGACCCAGACUAUGAGGAUAUAUCACAAGUUCAUGAGAAUAAGAGAAACAAAAUUGUGGAACAGAAUGCACGGGAUGCAACAGUGCAGAAAAUUGAAGUCAUCAUCAGAGAACAGUUUUCCAUGGAGAUGAAGAAUAAAGAACAUGAAAUUGAAGUGAUUGGCCAACGUCUCAAUGAAGCUCGGCGGAUGAUGGACAAACUGAGAGCCUGCAUUGUGGCCAACUAUUACGCCAAUGCUGGGCAGCCCAAGGUCCAAGAGGCGUCAAAGAGCGACGCCUUGGUGCUCAACCACCCGGCCAUCAAGCGCUUCCUGGAGUCGCCCUCUCGCUCGUCCUCGCCCCUCAACCAGGGCUCGGAGGCGGCCUCGCUGGGGCCUUCGGAGAGCGAGUCGCUGGGCCAGCACGUGGACGGUGGACACGGGGAGCGCGAGCGGGACGGAGUGUGGCGGGAGACCGGGAGCCGCGGGGAGCGGCGGCCGGGACGUAACACGGGGAAGGACACGUUUGGAGUGCCAUCAUCCGCCGUCGCGGAUCAGCAGGUCACCUAUCACAGCACCGGAGAGGAGGCCUCGAGACUAUACGUCAAGAAGACCAUUGUUGUGGGGAAUGUGUCCAAGUACAUAGCCCCUGACAAGAGAGAGGAGAAUGACCAGUCCACCCAUAAGUGGAUGGUCUAUGUCAGGGGCUCGAAGAAGGAGCCCAGCAUUGACCACUUUGUGCGCAAAGUCUGGUUCUUCUUGCACCCCAGCUACAAGCCUAAUGACCUGGUAGAAGUCAGUGAGCCCCCGUUCCACCUGACUCGACGAGGUUGGGGGGAGUUUCCUGUCCGUUGUCAGAUCCACUUCAAGGACCCACGCAACAAACGCAUCGACAUCAUCCACAACUUAAAGCUUGACAGAACGUAUACGGGACUGCAGACACUUGGAGCUGAGACGGUGGUGGAUGUGGAGCUCCAUCGGAACUCCCUUGCCGAUGACUUCCUGCCCACGCCCCUCUCCUCGUCGUCCUCGUCCUCUCAGAGGUCGUGUGCCAUGGGCUCCAGCAGCGCCCAUCUCCCCUCCGCCGCCUCCCCCGGACAACUCUCCCAGGACGCCUUCCCAGGCACAGAGAAAGGCGUGGCCGUCAAAAUCGAGUCAGGUCGCUCGGCCUGCUCCGAGCGGACGCCGUCCCGGCCCAAGCUCACGGAGAAGAUCACGCUGGGUUCCCACGGGAACUCCGCCUUCCAGCCAAUCACGGCCAGCUGCAAGAUCAUCCCGCAGGGCCAGGCGCCGAGCCCCUCCGAGUCUCCCGGGAAGUCCUUCCAGCCAAUCACCAUGAGCUGCAAGAUCGUCUCCGGCUCUCCAAUCUCCACGCCCAGCCACUCCCCGCUGCCCCGCACGCCCACCUCCACGCCCGUGCACAUGAAGCAGGCCUCGGCGGCGGCGGGCAGCAGCCCCUACAUCAUCGUGGACAAGCCGGGCCAGGUCAUCAGCAUCGCCGGCUCCUCUUCCUCGACCACAGGAAGCCCCACGGCCAAGCAGUCCGCAGCGGCCCACGGCACCAGAUCGCCCGCCCCCAAAGUCCACACCGGAGGCUUCCUGUCCUCGGGAGUUAAGGUCAUCAUAAAACAGGAGCCGGGGGAGGUUCCCACCCAGCCGCAGCCGCCGCCACAGCAAGCCAUGGUUUCCACGGCAACGGGCCAGCAGCAGCAGCAGCAGCAGGCGGCAGCGGCGGCACAGCAGUUUGUCGCAGUGAAGGGCGGUCAUGUGAUCACCAUGUCCUCCUCCCAGAAGCAGGGCGCCGGGGGGGUCGGGGCCGGAGCCACGCCCAGCAAGGUGCUCGGCAUCCCGGUGGGCUCGACCCUGCAGUCGGCCGUCAAGCAGGUGGCCAUCAGCAGCGGUCAGAUCCUGGUGGCCAAGUCCGGUGCGGCGGCCUCCAAGGUGCUGACCCAGAAGCAGGUGGUGGCGCAGGGCGUGGCCAAGGCCGUGGUGAGCGGCGGCGGUGCGGCCGGAGGGGCCAGCGGCGCGGUGGGACAGCAGGUGCACGCCGUCACCAAGGGAGGCUCGUCAGGCAGCGGCAAGAGUGGAGUCAUGGCCACCCUGCAGCUGCCGGCCAACAACCUGGCCAACCUGGCCAACCUGCCGCCGGGCACCAAGCUCUACCUGACCACCAACAGCAAGAACCCGUCGGGCAAGGGCAAGCUGCUGCUCAUCCCACAGGGGGCCAUCCUGCGCGCCUCCAACUCAGGUCAGCAGUCUCAGAGUGCGGCCUCGUCCGGCUCUGGCUCGUCGCAGAGCUCCUCUGGCAGUUCGUCCGGAUCCAGCCUCUCCUACACCUCCUACAUCCUCAAACAGACCCCACAGGGCACGUUUCUGGUUGGCCAGCCUGGCGGCUCGGGGAAGCAGAGUUCGUCCGGCUCCUCCACCUCCUCGUCGGCGCCGGGCACGGGCAGCGGCAACCAGCAGUCCAUCCGGGUCACCGCGGGGCAGAAGGCCGCCAUCUUGGCUCAGGUGGUGGGCGGGUCACAGGCGUCACAGCUGAAGCUGUCGGACGGCUCGGUGAAGACGGUGACGGCCGCUGGCGCCACUCACCUGUCCAAGCCGGGCACUACCACCCUGAGGAUGGCGGGGGGAGUCAUCACGGCCACCAGCACCACGCCGGGCACCCCCGCCUCAGCCGCUACCACUCCCACACAACACACUGCAGAUGGCGCCAGUGUGCCCUCCUCCCCCGCCCCCUCCUCCUCCUCGUCCUCCUCUUCCUCCUCGUCCGGGGCCAAACCUGUGUCCCAGCAUUCUCUGCUGGUGGCAGCCAAUCAGGCGGCGGUCAUCAACGCAGCCAAGAACGCCAGCAAUGCCGCCGCCGCCGCCGCUGCAGCUGCCAGCGCGUCCAAAGCCCCGACGGGCGCCAUGAUGAGCGUGGCCAAGAGCAUGGCCGCCAGCAUGCCCGUCAUCAGCCUGGGCAAGGGCGCCGGCCCGGCGGUGGUGAGCGUGCCCAAGAGCGCCAGCCCGUCGCUGGUCACGGCAGCGUCGCUGGUGGGCAGUAGCGGCACCGUCAGCGGGAAAGCCGCCGCCGCUCUCUCAGGCAUGCUGAAGUUGCAUGCGGGCCAGCCCAGUUCACAGCAGACUGUGCUCACCAUCCCUGCCAACCAGCUGAAGCAGCUGAGCGUGGGCACAGGCGCCGGGGGACUCCAGACCAUCCUCAUGCCCGUGGGCAAAGUUGUGCAGUCCUCUUCCUCCUCCUCCUCCUCCUCCUCCUGUAAGGGACCCUCCACCAGCAGCAAUACUGCUACCCACAAUGCACCAGCAGUCUCCUCCACCCCAAGCGUAGCUCACGUGAAGACAGAGCCAGGUGUGUACAGCUGCAGCGGCCCCGGGCCCCAGACCCCCACCCUCUCUUCGGCUCCGGGCUCCAGCGUGGCCCCCACCCCCGCCACCGCCAGCGUCAAAGUGGAGCAGGGGGCCGAGUCCGCCCACGAGCUCAACACUGAACACAUGGAGAGCCUGACGCAGCUGUUGACGGCGGCGGUGAAGAAGUUUCCCCUCAUUGUGCCUGAGAAGAAUGAGGACUCCCACCCAUUCUGUGCCACCUCUAUGGAGCAGUAUUACUCCUGGAACAUUGGCAAACGCCGGGCAGCCGAGCUGCAGCGUGCGGUGUGUGUGCGGCGGCUGGUGCAGGAGGCUGUGGAGAGGAGCGCGCGGCUGCAGGCCGAGGCCGUGCCCAGGACGCGCCAGCUGGUGCAGUGGUGCCGCCACCGCGGGUACACGCCGCCCGACCCCGAGCCCCGCCGCACCGAGGAGGACUCCAUCGAGGACAUCCUCACCCAGAUCGACAGCGAGCCAGAGUGCCCGUCCACGUUGCUGGACGCUGAGGAGCUGUGCCAGCGCGUGGAGCAGCUGCAGCGCGUGCUGAAGACGGAGCCGGAGGACGAGGAGGACGGCGAGCUGCUGGACGUGCUCAGCCUGUCCCCGCCCGCCGCCUCCUCCGCCUCGUCCGCCGCCGCCGCCCGGCCCAAGCAGGAGCCGCACGCCGGCCCGCAGGAGUCCAGCUUCCACCUGGGGCCCGGCCCCGCCCAGCAGUUCAUCAGGGACGCCGCCCAGCAGAUUGGUGUAACCUUCCAGCCGGUGGAGGUGGAGAAGAGUGUGUUUGCUCCAGUGAUUGAGGCCAUGAUCCUCAAGGCCACAGAGCAGUUUGCUAGUGACGUCUUAAGAGAAGCUCUGGCCAACGCCUACAUGAAGGCCCCCCAGAACAGGGCUCCCCGCGAGGUGUCAGUCAUGAACGUGCACCAAUCGGUUAGCAGCAUUCCAGCCGGCGACUUCCUGACCAACCGCUACAUGGGCGUCCUGCUCAAGGAGAACGGCCACGCGGACUGAGGCCCGUCGCCGCCGGAAACGCAGCCACACACACGCACAGGCCGGGCCCGCAGGCAAACCCACCACACGCGUCCCCUUCCUGAGCCCAGGAGAACAACCAGACCCGUCGCCAUGGCACCGGAGCCUUGGACCCGCCCGCCGACAUUACAACCGCCCUGGGGUUGGCUAUAUUUAUUGAGGGCAAACGACCACAGUGAACCCCGAGCAAAUGUUAGUGGUUACAAGAGAAGCUGUGUUUGGGGAGAUGUGUAUUUACUGUGGGCGAUCACUCUGAAGGCUUCACUAGGCAGUAUACUGCCACACUGUUAUGUGUAAUACUGAUGUCAAGUCAAGA
This is a messenger RNA of Sardina pilchardus (European sardine), 4898 nucleotides long. It is a transcript of the gene yeats2, whose product is annotated as YEATS domain containing 2. NCBI's taxonomy places the organism in Eukaryota, Metazoa, Chordata, Actinopteri, Clupeiformes, Clupeidae. The record is from RefSeq and is a predicted model, not a curated record. Gene Ontology annotation, biological process: regulation of transcription by RNA polymerase II; chromatin remodeling. The coding region runs from base 182 to 4564 and encodes 1460 amino acids. Gene Ontology annotation, molecular function: histone binding. Gene Ontology annotation, cellular component: ATAC complex; NuA4 histone acetyltransferase complex. The transcript is spliced from 30 exons.